Molecule: messenger RNA, 1095 nt
Organism: Penicillium maclennaniae
Lineage: Eukaryota; Fungi; Ascomycota; Eurotiomycetes; Eurotiales; Aspergillaceae
Product: putative flavin dependent monooxygenase
Exons: 1
Coding region: 1-1095 (364 amino acids)
Molecular function (GO): N,N-dimethylaniline monooxygenase activity; flavin adenine dinucleotide binding; NADP binding
Source: RefSeq, a predicted model, not a curated record
AUGGUAAAGCAAUAUUUAGAAGAUUAUGCAGAAGACGUGAAGAACUUUAUUCACUUCGAAACUCAAGUCGUGGAUGUGCGGUUGAAAGACUCUAGCUUGAGUACUUGGGAGUUGGUCACCAACAAUCUUCGCACGGGCAUUACAAAGUUCAGCAUAUACGAUGCUGUGGUAGUCGCAAGCGGCCAUUUUACCGUCCCUUACCUCCCAGAUAUACUAGGUAUCCAGUGCUGGGACAAAACUUAUCCGGGGUCUAUCUCGCACUCCAAGUUCUAUGAUUCUCCCGAGGCAUUCCGAGGCAAGAAGGUUGUUGUGGUUGGGAGCUCUGCCUCUGGACUCGACAUCGGUGCUCAAAUCAAUGGAGUGAGCUUGGGAAAAAUCCUGGCCUCCCAGAAGUCGGAGUCCUACCUAUCCGCUUCAUCUCCAGCAGAUAAGAUCAUUUGUCCCGAGAUCGUCGAGUUCUUGUCUCCGGCAAAUCAUGACCGAGCCAUCCGUUUUGCAAAUGGCCACGUCGAGGAACGUAUCGACGCGAUCGUCUUCUGUACAGGAUACUUCUAUUCCUUUCCAUUCUUGUCAUCCCUCGAACCUCCGGUUAUUACGCAUGGUUGGAGAACAAUGAAUACAUUCCGGCAUUUGUUCUACAUUGAUCGCCCCACCAUGGUGUUUCCCGUCUUGUCCCAGCGAGUGAUUCCAUUCCCUAUGGCCGAAAAUCAAGCCUCUGUCUUUUCUCGCGUGUGGUCAGGCCGUCUCCAUCUUCCCUCUACGGAGGAAAUGAGAGCAUGGGAGAGUAUUGAAAUCGCAACCAAGGGUGAUCAAAAAGCCUACCACGUACUUCCAUUCCCGCAGGACGCAGACUAUCUGAACUCCCUGUAUGACUGGGCAGCGUCGGCCGAGCCCCGUAAAGGACUUGCGAAGAGUGGGAAGGGGAAACUUGGCACCUAUUGGGGUGAACGAGAGAGGUGGAUCCGGGCCAAUUUCCCUGAAAUUAGAAGAGCUUUUGUUCAGAGGGGCGAUCAACGGAGGAAGAUCCGGUCCCUCUCAGAGCUCGGGUUCGUAUUCGAGGAGCAGAAGAGGUACCAAGGACAAGAAAAGCUAUGA